This is a messenger RNA of Glarea lozoyensis ATCC 20868, 1890 nucleotides long. RefSeq names its product Multidrug resistance efflux transporter EmrE. The coding region runs from base 1 to 1890 and encodes 629 amino acids. Gene Ontology annotation, cellular component: cis-Golgi network; endoplasmic reticulum-Golgi intermediate compartment; Golgi apparatus. Gene Ontology annotation, molecular function: antiporter activity. Gene Ontology annotation, biological process: UDP-glucose transmembrane transport. NCBI's taxonomy places the organism in Eukaryota, Fungi, Ascomycota, Leotiomycetes, Helotiales, Helotiaceae. The record is from RefSeq and is a predicted model, not a curated record. The transcript has 4 exons.
AUGGACUCUCCACAUCACCACGCAGUUGCAGCAAUUGACCAGAAUAUUUCUUCAACUUCUUCGCCAUUCCCAAGUAUCCCUCUGACUCGUUUGUCGACCUCAAAACGCCCUGCCGAGCACUCCAGCGACGACAGCGACGCUCCUGAUGCAGCAGCCGCUUUUUCUAGAACUCGAACCCCUGAUCGCAGAAUGUCGGAGUCUUCAGGGCACAGGAGGAGGAGAAGUAGUCUUAUGAACAACAUAGAGAGUAGUUCAAGGGGGAAGCCACGACGAGCUUCUGCAUCACCGACCAAGAAAGAUCCGAUUGCAGAGGAGCCGAAAGUGACCGAUGGCUUACUGGAUGAGGACAACAAGAGCACGAGUGAGGAUCUGGAGAUGGACAACUUUACAGACGACGGGCUACAAGACGACGAGGAGACUGGGUUGACUGGGGGUAGUAGAGGCAGACGGAAAGAGAAGAAACGGAGGAAUACCUUGCUCGACCAUCGAAUAGCCGGCGACUCCACGAUAACGGACGAAGAGAAGAAGCAGGCUGAUCAGGAUGUGUUCAGGGCGGGUAUUGUCAACGCGAUACUCAUUGCCUUGUGGUACAUAUUUUCGUUAUCGAUCUCAAUUUACAAUAAAUGGAUGUUCUCAGAGGACCGUCUUAAUUUCCACUUCCCACUAUUUACAACAUGUAUGCACAUGCUUGUUCAAUUCUCCCUAUCCUCGCUCGUCCUAUAUUUCCUUCCUCAAUUCCGGCCUCGAUACGAUUCUCUUUCGAACCCACACGAUACACGAGCGGAGGACUCAGAUUUGGCGCAGCAUGAGGUAGACUCCAAGAAGCCUCUUAUGACACGGAUGUUCUAUUUCACACGCAUCGGACCUUGCGGAAUGGCGACAGGACUUGAUAUUGGAUUGGGCAAUACCAGUCUGAGAUAUAUCAGUCUUACAUUUUAUACAAUGUGCAAGUCGUCUUCAUUAGCUUUUGUGCUCUUAUUCGCCUUUCUCUUCCGACUAGAAAGCCCAUCAUGGCGUCUCGUAGGAAUCAUUGCGACAAUGACUGGUGGAGUAGUAAUGAUGGUAGCUGGAGAAGUUGAUUUCUCGGCACUCGGAUUCAUUCUCGUCAUCUCUGCAGCAUUUUUCUCCGGUUUCCGUUGGGGUCUUACGCAGAUUCUCCUUUUACGAAACCCCGCGACAUCGAAUCCUUUCUCGUCAAUCUUUUUCCUCGCACCAGUGAUGUUUAUUUCACUUUUCUUAUUAGCCAUACCCGUGGAAGGAUUUCCAGCGCUGUACGAAGGUUUCCAAAUCCUUGUCGAAGCGAAAGGAAAGGUCUUAGGUCCUCUGCUUCUCCUCUUCCCUGGAGUAAUCGCAUUUUGCAUGACCGCUUCCGAGUUUGCACUUUUGCAACGAACUUCAGUCGUCACGCUUUCGAUCGCUGGAAUCUUCAAAGAAGUCGUCACUAUAUCUGCAGCAGGUAUUGUCUUCGGUGACACCUUGACGCCAAUCAACAUUUCCGGCCUCUUCGUUACAAUUGGCGCUAUCGCUGCAUACAACUACAUCAAGAUCACCAAGAUGAGAGAAGACGCCCGCUUAGAAGCACACAAAAAACACAUUGCAGAACACGGAGGAGGCGGAAGUGGCAGCGAAGCAGACGGUGAAAGCGAAUCCGAUGAAGAGGAAUGGAAUACAAUGGAAGGCACAAUGGUUACUUCAGAUGGCGAUAUAAUUCGCAUCCCAGGCACGCCUUCAAAACCUGUUCAUCCUGGGGAAAGCUCGGCAUCGAAUCAAUUACGGGGGUCUACGGACAGAACGAGAGCGGAGAUGGCGGCUUUGGCUGCCAGCCGUGUAUGCAAUCCCAACGUUAUGUUAGGUCGGAAAAAAGAAGAAUGCAAGUGCGGUCGACUUUGA